AAUAUAGAUUAUUUUUUUGUUAUGUUUUUUAUCUAUCAACUUAUAAGAAUUAUGUAUUACCUGAUUGAAGAUGGAGAUUGGAGAAGUGAGAUCUUGUUCAUGAAUUCUAUAAAUAUUUAUAUUGACAAUAGUACAUAGAUUGAUUGAAUUCGCUAAACGAAAUUUGUAGACAGAACAAUGAAAAAUUUGAGAAGUAGACAACAUGGCUUCUUCUACGGUCUCUUUUUCUGACCACGACCAUAUCUAUUUUUAUCACUCUUAUUUAGAGUUAGAAGAAGUUGGAUUUGGAAUAGAAUAAAUAGUCUAGUUAGAAAUGUUGACAAGUGGGCCUGGGUUAUAUAUUUGCGUGUGGGGUAAAAACAAUUAUGGCAGUGGGAAUCUGCAGCAAAUUGUCUGCGAGAAGUUUCGGAAUGAUGUAGCCAUUGUUCGCGCAGCCUUGCGAUACACCUCAUUUACCGCUUUCCAGCAUGCGGGUGAUGCAAUAUAAAAAGAUCGGGCGAAACUAAUGCAAUUUAUCACCGGCAGUGAUUUAGUGGAUCCUCCAGAGCCUUUACUCGACAUGGAAUUCGUCCAGUUUGCCGAUGAUUCCAUCGAGCAGGAUCGAGACCUCAUCGUGGAGGUAUUCCGAAGAGUAAAAGAAUAAAUUAUAUUACAGUAAGGCCAAUAACGGGCUUCGAGUUGCUCGAGUUGCCGAAGCGAAGCGUUCCAUUUUUGGAACGAGUUGCCACGAGUUGCGAGAACAAGCUAGCUGCGUCGAAAUGGUAGCGAAGCAGGGCGAAGCGGGCGCAAGAGAAUCGCGGCGACCCGAUAUGGGUCAAAAAAGCCUUAUUCUAUUAUCUGCAAUCAAGCAGGACCGAGACCUCAUCCUGGAGGUAUUCCGAAGAGUAAAAAAGUGAUGUGUUUAAGUUUCAUCUUUAAGGAUUAUACGGAGUCUUUUUACUAGGUUCAUAAAUUCCCAAUCUGAAUUAAUACCGUGGACACACUGGAGAGGCGAUACUCGUCUUCCGCUCACUCAGCCCCACUGCGGGAAUGGGUUUAUGCGCAGACAAAGACAUUUUCCUUGCGGCGUUAGCGGGAACACGAACGCAAAACGAGUCAGAAGAUUAUGGGUGAAGAUGAAAACGCAUUCGCAUCUUCCUGAGCAUCCACCUUGGCAUCUUUUCUAUUUUUAGGAAAAGAUUGGUCAAGGAUGCUCCCAGGAACGAUACCUCUCCAACGGCUCUAAGAAGAAGUCGCGAAGGAUCUCUUCGAGUACUAUACGAGCCAAGAAACGCGCUCCGAUGAAGCAUUUGUUUUGGAUGCAAUCGAAACAUUUCCAGCUAUAUGGCAAUAUAUUUAGAAUAUAAUGUCCUUAAUCUUGAUGAAACCUAUCUCCCUUCUAAGUACGCUUACGCAGUUUCUAAAUAAGAAGUAUUUUUUACUUGGCGGUAUAGUUGAUAAGGUUGAAAUUAAAUACAACAUAUCUUAUUUUCAUAAGUUACCGCGACGGGCUUUGGCGGAUACGGAUUUGACGCGUCGUUGCAACGCGACAAGGGACUGAUUCGUGCUGUUUUCCAGCAGAGCUCCGCAGGCAGCACAGCACGAAAGAUAAUAAACUAUAUGAGCGAGGAACAGAAGAAGGAUCAUACCAAAAUAUGCGGAUGGUAUGGGCAAAAGGUUGGAGCAGAGCGAAUAAGAUACGACCUGGUGGAUGGGGAACAGGAACCCAAAAGCCAAGAUCAGGGGCUCUGGCAUGGGCAUUACUGACGCGACAUUACCUAUCAUGAGAGAAUUUUUGGGAGGGGUCUUUACAGGCCCAGGCAGUAAGAACAGACUUUUCUCUUAUAGAAGUCGGUCUGUGUUAUUCUCUGCAAUCAAUAUUUUACUGCAAUGAGCUUGCAACCGUGAUCACAAACCGUAAUGAAAAUAGAUUCUUGCAACCAUCAACGUGAUCACAAACCGUAUUAAUGAAAAUGAAUUAAUGUCGUCUCGCCCAGAUUAUAUCUUAUUGUUUCCGAAGAUGAAAUAAUUACUUAUAAACCCGAAGGAUAAUUUAUCCUCGAUGAAUGCAAAUCCUGUUUCAGCUGUCGACUCGUCCUUUCUUGAAAUUGUUCCUGUCGAUUUUUCCUGUUGGGAAUUCAAUCCUGCUGGUCACGCGCAUGUAGGUCACAUCACGCUCCUUUUUACUUCUACGUGGUUGGGCCUUGAAACAACAACUAAAGAACGACGAGCUGUUGAUUCCUGUAAAUAAGGAUGUUGAGGUCACCACGACGACCCACCUUGUUGCCGUUCGCGAAACUACAAGAACUUAAUCGUGAA
Molecule: messenger RNA, 2298 nt
Organism: Amoebophrya sp. A25
Lineage: Eukaryota; Dinophyceae; Syndiniales; Amoebophryaceae
Source: the annotation of a GenBank genome assembly